Messenger RNA from Elaeis guineensis (African oil palm), 588 nucleotides. RefSeq lists its product as uncharacterized. Lineage: Eukaryota; Viridiplantae; Streptophyta; Magnoliopsida; Arecales; Arecaceae. Gene Ontology annotation, biological process: response to oxidative stress. The record is from RefSeq and is a predicted model, not a curated record.
CCUGCCCUGGACUCAGAGUCUAUCGACGAGAAGCGAAUUUCUACUCUGUUGGCGUGGAAGCUCGGGAAAAAUUCCUAUAGGGCGGCGAUGCCGAGGCCUGGCGGCGGCGGCCCGGUCCGGCGGGAGUCGCUUCUGACGAGGGCGGUGGGCGCGGUGUUCGCCUUCGUCCGCUUGGCCGAAUUCGAGAUCCUCUUCUUCCUCUUCUUCUUCAUCGCCUUCCUCAUUUUUAAAGAUCUGACAUCACGCCCUGAAUACAAUGAAAUCUUGGUGAAAAAGCCAGGUAGCAAUGACUACUGGCCUUAUUAGGAGGAAAGGGGCUGCUACAGGUUGAUGAUAGAAUCAGGCAAAAAAUCUGAAGCUGGUCCAUUACUUCUUCACAGGAUGCUGUCUCGUGUCUAUAUAUCACCAUAAAUUAGUGUUUUCAUCAGAUAUUGGAAAUUUUGUAGCACAUCUUCGUACGUGCUGUCUCAUCUAAAUUCUGACAGAAUUCUCCACGCUUUCCAUCAAUUACUGCAGGGUAAGUUUGGCUGAAAUCUGCGAGUCUUCUUGUUCUCUGUGGAUGUGGAACCAGUCUGUGAGUUAUUUCCU